AUGGGAGAGCACUUCCACAACAGCUCAGAGCUACCUCCUUUCACCCUGACAGGUCUCCCAGGGAUGGAGACCUUGCAGCACUGGAUAUUUCUGCUUCUUGGUACCCUCUACAUUAUCUCCAUUGUGGGCAAUGCCCUUAUCCUUUUUAUUAUCAAGGAGAAGCAGAGCUUGCAUCAGCCUAUGUACUACUUCCUGGCCUUGCUGUCAGUUAAUGACCUAGGUGUGUCUUCUUCCACGCUGCCCACGGUACUGGCCACAUUUUGCUUUCACUUAAAGAAGAUCAGCUUUGAUUCUUGCAUGGCUCAAAUGUUCUUUAUUCAUUUCUUCUCCUUCACAGAGUCUGGGAUCCUGCUGGUUAUGAGCUUUGACCGCUAUGUGGCCAUCUGUAACCCACUGCGUUAUGCCACAGUGCUCACUGAUGCCUGUGUGGCACGUAUGGGCAUGUCUGUUAUCAUUCGCAGUUUCUGUAUGGUUUUCCCAUUGCCUUUCCUUCUGAAGAGGUUGCCUUUCUGCAAGGCCAAUGUACUCUCCCAUGCUUACUGUCUGCAUCCAGAUCUGAUCCGCCUGCCCUGUGGUGACAUUACCAUCAAUAACAUUUUUGGUCUAUUCAUUGUCAUCUCUACCUUUGGUCUGGAUUCUGUACUCAUUGUCAUCUCCUAUGUGCUCAUUCUGCGCUCUGUUCUUGCCAUUGCCUCUUGGGAGGAACGGUUAAAGACACUCAACACAUGUGUGUCACACAUGUGCGCUGUGCUCAUCUUCUACGUGCCCAUGGUGGGUGUGUCCAUGGCAGCUCGUUAUGGCAGGCAUGCCCCACAGUAUGUGCACACACUCAUGUCUCUCAUUUAUCUCUUUGUCCCUCCAAUGCUCAACCCUGUUAUCUAUUCCAUCAAAACCAAAGAGAUUCGUCAGAGACUUUUCAAAAUACUGCUGGGAACCAAAUUUUAA
Molossus molossus (Pallas's mastiff bat) is the source of this 945-nucleotide messenger RNA. RefSeq names its product olfactory receptor 51I2-like. Bases 1 to 945 code for a protein of 314 amino acids. The transcript has a single exon. Lineage: Eukaryota; Metazoa; Chordata; Mammalia; Chiroptera; Molossidae. The record is from RefSeq and is a predicted model, not a curated record. Gene Ontology annotation, biological process: G protein-coupled receptor signaling pathway. Gene Ontology annotation, cellular component: membrane. Gene Ontology annotation, molecular function: olfactory receptor activity; G protein-coupled receptor activity.